Exophiala aquamarina CBS 119918 is the source of this 1206-nucleotide messenger RNA. RefSeq lists its product as uncharacterized. Gene Ontology annotation, molecular function: zinc ion binding; DNA-binding transcription activator activity, RNA polymerase II-specific. Bases 1 to 1206 code for a protein of 401 amino acids. Lineage: Eukaryota; Fungi; Ascomycota; Eurotiomycetes; Chaetothyriales; Herpotrichiellaceae. The transcript has a single exon. Gene Ontology annotation, biological process: regulation of transcription by RNA polymerase II. The record is from RefSeq and is a predicted model, not a curated record.
AUGCCACCACGCCGUUCUCAUGCGAAAUCGCGCCGAGGUUGCCUAAACUGCAAAAGUCGACAUAUCAAAUGCGACGAAGGCGGUCCGCCUUGUGACCGGUGCAAGCUUCGUGGGACCGCCUGUGAAUAUGCAACCCCGGGAUCCGGUGCAAAGACCUCAGCGAUAGCCGAAGUUCGAGAAGAGAUCUCGCACACUGCGGCAAAAAUCAAUGAACUUCAGUUUCCGGCGGACCGUCGCUUACUAGAACUUCAACUAAUGCACCGGUGGUCAACUUUGACGCACAAAAGCUGCAGUACGCCUGGUGCUGGUGAUGAAGAGGUAUGGGAGCAAUUGGUGCCAACAUUAUCCGUUCGAUACGACUUCUUGUUGAAUGGGCUAUUGGCUCUUGCAGCAUUCGACUGUGCAAGAUCAGCGCCACAGUCUACCUACGAGCAAUACGUGAACUCGGCUGUUGAAUACCAUGCACUAGCACUUGGAACUUUCCGAUCACACCUCCCACUCAUCAAUCCGGAAAGCUAUGAAGCAGCUCUUUGCUUGUCGCUGAUGCUGAUGAUACUCGCCCUGGCGUCAGCACAGUUUACCCCCAAGUCGGCCACUAGCAAGACUCCGGACAUGGUGCAGAAUGCGAUUGUUCAUUUCGAAUUGCUGCGCGGGUGUGUUCCGAUCGCGGAUAUCAACGAAGACUAUCUACUAUCAAACCCCUACAUUCGAAACUUGAAACUCUUCGAGGACCUCCCGCGAACCACGAUUGACGAGCGAGUGAGAGAAGCACUGACCCAAUUAAGCGACUUCAACGAUAGAAAGAUAGUCUCGACCGUCCACGAGUCAGAUGAGCGAAGGAUGAGGCAAAUUGCGCAUUGGGGAGCAUGCAAAAAGGCUCUCGCAGUGCUCGGGGAGUUGUUUGAGAAAUGCGUCGAUGACUUCUCGCUGGGGUACGUUCUAGGCUUCCUCAACAUAGCUGGAGAGGAGUAUAUCAAGGCUCUGAAGGACGAAGACAAUGCCUCACUCCUUAUCCUGAUGUUCUGGGGGGUCCUGAUGGAUAAACUUGGGCAUAAGGUCUGGUGGGCUGAUCAAUUCGGCAGUUUGUUGGUAAGCGAAAUAGCGAGUCGAAUACUGGUCCAUGAAGACGACAAGGAGAUCAACAGUAUAAUAUUUUGGGCACAAAGAAAUCUUCGCGCUAGCUCUCCGGAGCAGGUCGACUCGUAG